Heterobilharzia americana is the source of this 1656-nucleotide messenger RNA. Lineage: Eukaryota; Metazoa; Platyhelminthes; Trematoda; Strigeidida; Schistosomatidae. The record is from the annotation of a GenBank genome assembly.
AUGCAGUGUAUUCAAAGUGGUACAUCUCUAGGUUAUCCUGCAUCUUCCAAUCCAUCUGUGACAAUAGAUGCUGUCAAUAGAAUUGGCCAGGCUCAGCAUCAGUUGGAAGAGAAAGAAAGUGAAUUGGAAUCAUCAAAAGAACAAUUACUUCGUGAUCUAUACACAUUUGCUGCAGAUGAAGAAAGUCAUUCACGUCUUAUUCUUGAAUAUUUUCAACUCCAAGAAAGCUAUCUGUCAGAAAGUUUGCAGUUAGUUCAAAAAGUGGUUGCUGAUCUAUCUCAAACUAUUAGACAACAGAAACGUCUUACUACGUUCGGACGACAUCUGCCUGAUCACCUAGCUGAAACUAAACGAUCUAUCGCUUAUGUCUUGGAUGUUUGUAUCAGCUACCUGGAUCAAGAAUCUGUAAUUCAGGAGGAGGGUAUUUUUCGAAAAUCUGGAUCACAAAAGAGAACAGACCUUUUAGUAAAAGCAUUAAACAUUAUGCAAAUUGAUGAACAUUUACUCAGAAAGUGCGAUUGUGCUGUUGUUGCCGGUGCCUUGAAACAAUACCUUUUAAGUCUUCCCGAACCUUUGAUCACUUAUGAAUUUGCUGAUCAGUGGGCUACUGCUUCUAGAAAACCAGGUUCAACGUCAGCCAAUAUGCAACUAAUUCAAACUUGUCUAGAACAAAUGCCUACAGAAUUUCGUUUAAAUCUCGGUUAUCUGAUUUGUUUCCUGUCCAAGUUGUCUAAUCAAUCGAAUAUUAACAAGAUGACCUCAGACAAUUUAUCGAUAGUUAUUGCUCCAAAUGUAUAUCGGUUGUCUUCAUCUAACACUAUUGGUAAUGGUUUUAACGGAAGUUCAACGCGACUAAAUGAAGAUGUAGGAAAGUCAUUGGAUUUUCUUCAAAACAAUGGUCCAGGAAUCCAUUUGAUAGAUAUUCUCAUUCAAAACGCUGACCAGCUAUUUGGAUCGGAACAAGCCUCUUUUCGCCUAACACAUGUUCUAACUCAUUCCUCCGUGAAAAUAUCUCAAAAUCGUCCGUCCGUUGUUUCCCUACCUUCAUCACGGUCGAGCAAUGCUGCUACUUGUUCACCUUGUGUAUUGGAAAAUACUGCUUCGUCAAAUGAACAAACAUCUCAAAAUAGUAACCAGUCUGGUGGUAGCAGCUGUACACUUAAUAAAAAGCCUGUUGUGCCUGAUCGAGGUGAUGUAACUUUGCCGGUUUGUCAUUUGAAUGCAUCACCUAUGGCUGGAAGACUGUCGCUUCCAGGUAAUACUCCUGUGCUGCAAAGGAAGAAAAAUGCCGCUCCAAAACCACCAGUUCCUACAUAUCCUGCCAAUUCCUCAUCUACUAAUGUAAGUAAUACUUCUGUCAAAGUAAGUCAGGCGGAUUCACAAAAAUCGGAGAGUCCUGCACUCGUUGACGAGGAAGAACCUGUAGGCACUUCAAUCAAUUCGACAGUAAUAACUCCUUCCAUGGAAUCAUCAAAUAUCGAUAACUGUCAUGAAUCAUCGCUGCCAUCACAAAUAGUGACGCCUUUACCAACAGCAACGACUAGUGAUUGCAAACUGAAUAAAGAGCCGCCUAAAAGGCCCCCACCACCUGAUGUCAAUUCAAAGCAGAACAAUACUGGCCUAGAAUCCGAAGCAGACAAUAUCACCGUCAUGUAA